UUGCUAAAAAGUUUUCUGAAAGUUUCCUUCAAUAAAAGGAAAUUACGUUUGUGAGAAGUUAACCAAUCUCCACCGUUGUAGUAAUCCCAAAAAUCUGUAGAAAAUAGAAAUUGAGAUUUUCUCCCACUUGAAUCGUUCACAAACUAAGAAACAAUUAUCUCGGUCAACCAAUCUCUUCUUUAUUUUUCGUUGGUUUUCAAAAUCGGACCGUUACGGAAAAGAACUCAGAGAAGUCGUUACCGCAUGAAGAGCAUCACAGUUUAAAAAGUGUUUACACAUAUCUUUCUCUUUUAUCUGGUUUUAGGCUUCUUUACUUUUCUAGGGUUUAGGGUUCAAGUUUCGAAAAUAACAGUAUGUUUCCAUUACCAAACAUGGAAGAACCUGCCGCUAAAAAGAAGAGAUCAUCAGCGUUAUUGCCAGACUGGUCUCAGCUCCCUAAAGAGCUACUUGAGAUUAUCACCGACAAUGUGAACUGUUUCGAUAUUGUUCAUGCUCGCUCUGUUUGCACCUCGUGGCGAUCCACGUUUCCCUUUCCAUCUUGCCUUUUACGCUCCAGUUACUCUCUUCCCACUUUCGAUAAGCUCUCUCUCGAGACAAACGAAGAAGGCUCGUACAUCCUCGGGAAGAUCCCUUAUUUCCUCUUCAGAGUCCCAGCUCUUACUGCUGAGUCGCCUUCCGAGUAUUUCUUUGGAGGGAUAGGACGAGAUGAGUCAGAGGAGCUUCCAUGUUCUAUUCAGUGCUCAGUGAAGGUGAAGAUUCAAGGAUCUGACCCAACCUUCAUGAAGAUGAAUGAUUGCCAGAUCUUUCCUCUAGGCCAUCAGUACAGAAUGUUUGGUUGGGAACUUAAAGAUUACAGAGGUGUUGCGUUUCUUCCGCUCUACAAGGAAGGACGUGGAGGAGAAUUCGUUGUGCUUCUCAACUACUAUUAUGGAAAGCUAAUGGUGUUAACAAGUGUGGAAAUGAAGUGGAAACGGUUUGAGAAACUCUCAGAGACUUUAUGCUCGAAUGUGGUCACUUUCAGAGGUCGAUUUUACGUAUCUUUUCUUAGCAGAAGAACCGUUGUUGGUAUCGACCCUCAUUCGCUGGAGGUGACUGACCUGAUGCCCUUACCACAAAGUGGUUUAAACUUUCUGGUUCCAUCUGGCGACGAUGAGCUUUUCCUGGUUGAGGUAAUGGUACCGUCUGGGGACUUCGAUUUUAACCGGUUCACAUGUAACGUUAGCAGGCUAGAUGAGGAGGCUGGUAAAUGGGUCAAGGUCAGUGAUUUGGGAGACCGUGUUUUGGUUAUUGCACGCUUGGGAAAUGUCUCAUUCUCGGCUAAAGAGCUUCCUGAUGGGUGUGGUGUGAGUGGGAACUCAAUUGUGUUCACCAAUUGGCCACAAGAUGUAACAUUAUUCUAUAAAUAUGGACCAUACAAAGGAAGUGCGGAAGAGCUUCCUGAUGGGUAUGGUGUGAAUGGGAACAUCAAGACUGUUUGGAGAACCUCAAGAGAGAAUAGUGGGGUGAUCCUCAACACAUUUCCGGUUGUGGCUCUCCGGGUUGAGCGCUGAACUUGCUUUGGUUACCUAAGACAUUCUCUUGCUUUUGUUUUUUUUUUCAUAUCUUAAACAAACUUAUCUUUGAGUUUAGGUUUAGGUUAUGUGAUCUCUGAUGUUAGCCAUUCUUCUGGAUUGUGUAUCUUGUGACAUGGUGAUAUGGUUAAGAUAACACAAGUCGUCUUAAUAAAAAAAAGAUGUUUCAAAACUAUUCCUCACAACCUUGUUGUUACCACACAGACAGCUUUGUUUAUGGAAAUAAUUAAUCGUCUCAUGAAGUCUUUCAAACGUGUCUGGCAGUGUUCUUGGCCUGGUCAUGUGUUUGAAAAACAUCAGUUUUAGUCCCAAAUCGUAUGAAAACCUUGAACUCCAUGUACUCGAUCAGCAGCAGAUGCACAAUGGUGGAUUGUUUGGACUUCCGAGCCACCUUCAUGGCUACAACAAACAUGUAAUAAUUUACAUUGCAUUAUCGUAAGAUGUGUCAUGUCUAUCUCUUGAUUUAUGCCUUGGACUUGGAGACUAAAGUUAAGCACACAAAACUAAAGUUAAAGACAAGUUUGGUAUGUUUGAGAUUCUGUUUUCGUUACAUUUGUACGUAUAGUAAAUUUGACAUUUAGGCGGCUGUGAUUCAGCUCAACUUUCAAGAAAUAAACAAGUGGAGAGGAAGAAAAAUCAAUAAACUGAAGCAUUGUAUUCGUCACAAAAAGAGUGAUGAUCAGAACAACACACUAAUAAAAUAAUCGGCUAUAGCCAUGGUUUUUCGUGGCUAUAAGCCAAAUUUCGUGGUUGUAAGCCAAUUUUUUUGUUGUAUGAACUAAAAGCCACAAAAAGAAAAUGUGGGGUUAUACGUUCAUACCAAUUUCAAAUUGUAUCUUAAUGUGGCUGAAAGCUCUGAUUUUGCCACGACAUGUUAGUGGUUAAAUAUGCUACGUUUUGUCAUGAAUAUUAGAUAUAUAAGAGCAUCAUUAGUGGUAGAUACCUUCUUAUUAGUACCUGAUGUAUAUAAUAAUUAUAUCAUUUAUUUUUGUAAUUAAAAUUCAAAACAAAAGAAAACUAAGAGCAAGAGCAUUGGAGGUUCAAGGGGGAGGUUCACACGUUUUACGAAAAAAAAAAAUAUUAAAAAAAGCAAAAGUGAUGAACUCACCCCUUCUCACCUCUUCUGCAUGAUACCCUCUCUCCUAAAGUUCAUCACUGUAGCGCGGGCCCCACGACAUGUGGCAGCCCGCGAUUGGUCAAUUUUUUUUUUUUUUUAAAAAAAAAAAAAAAUCAAAAUGAAAAAAAUAAAAAAUUUAAUAAUAAAAAAUUAAGAAGAUAAACCCCAAAGGGGGGUUCACUGAUGCUCAUGCUCUAAGUUAAUAAGAAAUAAACACGUUGGCUUAAGUUUCUCAACUGUCAGAAAGUUAAUUUUUAUUCUCUUUCUACAUUUCGUACUCGAUUUUAUUAUUAUAAUAAUUGUGAGAGAUUGGAUCAGAGCCUGCCUCUGCCCAUGUUCUAAGGGCAACAUCAUCUGUCAAGAGACCACAAGAGUUUUUUCUCUACUAUAAUACUAUUAUGUUUUAUACAGUUUAAUUAUCUAAUUAAUUUUUAAAUCAAAAACAAAAUUGAACAAAUAAUAAAAUGAUAAGUGUUUAAAUGGUCUCUCACAAGCAUAUAUAUUGCUUAAGAAACUGUCUUAGAUACUACCACUACUAGUGCUCUAAGAACAUGCGCGAGAUACCUAAGCAAGUGCCUAAUGAAUAUAAAAUUCAGAAAAAAAAAACAAAAAGUGGAGGAAAAUGGAGAGAGAAACAAAGAGUCGAUUGUUCCCGGAGAGACUUCAACAAAUGCUUGAGAGACUUUUAGAAUACAUGGCAUCUUCUUAGUAAACAAUUAUUGCAUUAGUUAUAUUUUUAGUGAUUAUUGGCAUUUGUUUAAUAAAAUACUCAUUAAAAAAACUCAUUAUCGACUCUAACUAUUGUGGAUGGCCUAAGAGAUGAUUCAACUUAAGAAUCACAGAUGAAAAAAUUGCAUGUUAAUGUUUUAUUUUAAAAAGAAAGAUUUUGAAACUAUUGGGUUACAGAGUUUUAAAGUUUUGAAAUACCCAACUAAUAUUUAAUAAUUAUUUUUAUUUUACUAUUUUAAGAACUUUCUUUACAUCUUUGGGAUGAAGUGCUCUAAACGAGGUCAACAGAAACUCAUAAACCUAUUAAAUAAUAUCACCGUAUCCGUACAUACCAACGGAUAGUCCAUUAAUUCCCAUCCUUAAGCACAUUCAUCUCAAAAAAAGAGGAAACAAAAACUUCAAUACUUUUGGUAAACGAAAGGUAGAACGAUGAAGAGAAACAAGAGCCUUUUGGUCUUCUUCAUAUCUAUCUUCAUCUUGGUGGAACUUAGCAGAGGGCAGAACAAUAGGAAAACCGAAGUCAAUGUGGGUGUUGUAACAGAUGUCGGAACAGUGCUCUCGGACAUUGAAAU
Molecule: messenger RNA, 3989 nt
Organism: Brassica rapa (field mustard)
Lineage: Eukaryota; Viridiplantae; Streptophyta; Magnoliopsida; Brassicales; Brassicaceae
Product: F-box/kelch-repeat protein At1g64840-like
Molecular function (GO): protein binding
Source: RefSeq, a predicted model, not a curated record